AUGGCGCUGAGUGAGGAUGAAUUCGAGCAUCUGCUCGGCCAGCUGCACACGGCUCACGUACUGGAAGUGCAGCGGCUGAGGGAACAGGUCCGGGGCUUUCAAAGAGCCAGCUCCAAGGAGCGAAUGCGCUCCGAAGCAGAGGAGGAGGAGAUCCGCAGAAACUUCCAGGAGGAGGAAGAGAUGCCGGACGACUACCCGGACGAGCUGACGGUGGAGUCCUCCAGCGCCAUCUCCAAGGUCUGGACCCAGGGCAAGAAGCGCGGCCUGAAGAAGCAGAAGAAGUGGCGAUCUUCCUCGGAUUUGCAGUGGCAAGGGCAACUGCGGCCCUUCCUGGCGAAGUGCAUCAAGCGCCCGGUCGUGGACUGCACCAUGAGCUUCCUCAUCUUCUGCAACGCCUUGGUCUUUGCCGUGGAGGCACAAUACCGCGGCUUCGAAUUCGCGGAUGCUGCAAACUUUCGCGGAGCGCCCAACGGCCAGCAGAUGUGGCUCGGUGUGGAAGGGGUCUUCGCUACCCUGGAGCUGGUCUUUGGGAUCGUCUUUACCAUCGAAGUCUGCCUGCGGCUCUUUGCGGAAGGCCUCGGUUUUUGGAGGGAGGCCUGGAACUGGUUGGAUGCUGUGGUGAUCUCCGUGUGGCUGGUAGAGAACUUGGUGGAAGAUUUGCCAGUGAACAGCCAGAUUCUGCGCCUGGCCCGUAUCUUCCGACUGCUUCGGUUGCUGAAUCUGGUCCGCAGAAUUCAGGAGUUUGAUCCGCUCUUCUUGAUGACCACAGCUAUCCGUAGCAGCAUGACUGUGCUUGGCUGGUCCAUGGCAUUGCUGUUCGUCUGCCAUCUGUUGUUGGCCCUGGUCGUGCAGCAGAUCUUGUUUGGCUACUACUUCGAUACUGAAUCGGACGACCCAGAAGGCCAGCAGCGAGUCUUCAUGUACUUCGGAACCUUCACUCGCUCCUUCCUGUCGCUCUUCGAACUGACUCUUGCCAAUUGGGCUCCGGUUUGCCGCGUGCUCCUGGAAGAGGUCAAUGAGUGGUGGGUGGUCUUCUGUUUGCUUCACAAGUUUACCGUGGGCUUCGCGGUCGUUGGUGUCAUCAACGCGGUAUUGAUGCAGGAGACCUUCAAAGUCGCCUACCUCGACGACACCGUCAUGGUACGCGAGAAGAUGCGGACGAUGCGUGCUCACGUGGCCAAGAUGUCUGAGCUCUUCCACGAAGCGGACACUUCAGGAGACGGGAAGUUGGAUCUGAACGAGUUCAAGCGGAUCCUGAAGAAGCAGGAGGUGAGGGUCUGGCUUUCGGCUAUGGAGUUGGACGUCAGCCAUCCGGAGGAGCUCUUCAAGAUGUUGAACACCGCUGGGGAUGGCCGGCUCUCUGCAGACGAGCUCGUGCAAGGCGUCUCGCGGCUGCGUGGCGCCGGGAGGGCACAGGAGAUGCGAAAGAUCCUGGAGACCAGCGAGUACAUGAAACGGAUGUUGGCAGACAUGUCGAGAACACCCCGGCUGUACCGGAAUAGAUCUGAAGCUUCCAGCAACUUAUCGCCGGAGCUCUCAGGAUCGGACAAAGACCAGCUCAACUCCGUCAGCUACUGA
This is a messenger RNA of Symbiodinium sp. CCMP2592, 1578 nucleotides long. Lineage: Eukaryota; Dinophyceae; Suessiales; Symbiodiniaceae. The record is from the annotation of a GenBank genome assembly.